Molecule: messenger RNA, 10781 nt
Organism: Zootoca vivipara (common lizard)
Lineage: Eukaryota; Metazoa; Chordata; Lepidosauria; Squamata; Lacertidae
Gene: ZNF608
Product: zinc finger protein 608
Biological process (GO): regulation of transcription by RNA polymerase II
Cellular component (GO): nucleus
Source: RefSeq, a predicted model, not a curated record
CCCCCCCACCGCAUUUCUUUCCUUUUAAAGACCAGAUCAGUAUUUUCUUGAUACGGUUGUCACCCUUUUUUUUUUGUUCUCACGACGACCAAUUGAGUCCUUGAUCCUCACGUGAUGUGAAAAGCUUGAACUGUAACAAAAUCGCUCCUUUUAGGUGGUUGGUAGGUUCCUUCUCCCGCGCCCAUCCCCCGCUCUCCCGCGCCCUCCUCCUUCCUGCCUGCUGCGUUCUUUCCUUCCUUCCUUCUUUCUUUCUCGCCUGCCUCUCUCUUCCCCCUCCCCCUCCCCGAACAUACAUUUCUCCGCGAUGCAACGCUCCGCUUUCCAAUCUCCCCGCAAUUCAUUACAGCUUUUAGCUUUCCAAGCGCCAGCUAAUUAAAAAUACCCAGCCAAGGCGAGGAGGAAGAGAGGAAUAAAUGAAAAAGAUGAACUAGGGUUUGCUGGAACGAUUGAGAAAAAAACACCCCUCUGUCCUGAAAACAAGGUCGCCCAUUUUAUAUCUUUGGACUCUUAAUUACUGAAUUACCCACCACAUGACUUAACUCCUGCAAACACCAAAACCCUGAAAAGCAUUUGCGAUUCGAUCCCACCCCCCUUAAACUUUAAAUGGUGGGAAUAUUUUGCUUCCUUUUUUGUGUGUGCAAAGGCUCCCUUGCAUCUGCACUCCAACCAAAUCUUCUGAUAACUGGUUUAUCAGGCUCUGCUUUUAUUCCCUCCCUUUUCCUCUUCUUUCCCUCCCCCCUUCCUUCUCUCUCUCUCUCUCUCCCUCCCUCUUUCCCCCUCAAGUUAGUUCAAGAAGUCAGAUCUGUCAGGACGGGAGUGGGGGGGGGGAGAAUGCCACUUCCCGACUAACAGGCGGAAUCCAGCCCAGAUUUUCAGUCCUCUCUUUGCCCCCCCUCCCUCUCUUUCACUAAUUUCCCCCGAUGUUAGCACAUUCUGCCUUGUAACAACCCGGACGCCUGUAGGUUUCUUUCAUGGGAUCAUUACUUACUGAUCAGGAUGGCUGCAGAAUCUGGAACUGAAGACGGGAUGUGAACUUGGAGGAAAACAUUUUGCAACCUUUUUAUUUUUUUUUUGCUACAAUCACAUCAUCUUGGUGCUUUGCUCGAGCAAGGGAGGGGAGAAAAGGAUUUUUCUUUUUUUUUCUUUUUUCUGGGGUGCUUGAGGCUUCUGGUGUUGUGAAUGUGAAAUGCUAUCUUGCAAGCCUGUGAAGUUGUGAGCAACCAAAUAUUUUAAGAAGGAAAAAAACCAAAUCUCCAAAGAAGGGGGUGGUAGGGUUUUUUUUGUGUGUGUGUGUGCGAGGGGGGGGGGAAAAGGACCUCUGUUUUCCCCCUCAUUGCCAAAGUGGAAAUAUGUUCCUCGACGAUUACUCUGGCAGAAAUGUUAUAGUUUGGGUUCUUCUACUUGAGCACUUGCUCUUUUAAGCAAAAUGAAAUGGGGGAGCUGACUUUUUUGCUGAGACCAGUGAGGAGAGAAUUUUGAUUUGCUGGCUUAUUUUUUUUUAAAUAAAAAAAUGAUAAAGGAUUAAAGGUAAGCAAUGUACGUAAUAUGUAUGUAAAUAUUUGGACACUCAGCCAUUGGAAAUGGGCAGAUUCCUUUGAAAAUAAUUUUAGCUAAGCUGUGUCAAACACACACUCAUUUGCGGUUAGAGGCCGCCUUGGAAGUAGAUCAUUUAAAGUGUAUGUCUUAAUCAGUUUCCUGUACAGUCAGUAAUACUAUAUUUAACAGAUGGGGCUCUAGGUGACCUAAGACGACAUUAGGACCACUUUUAGAAAUGUUAUCUUCUGUGCAUUUUAAAUAGAAGUGGUGCAUUCACCUUCCCUCAGAUAAACAAAAAAAUGCUAAAAUGAAUAUGCACUUUCAUUGGCUCUUUUUGUGUGUGUCAGUAACCUCCUCCGUCCCCGCCUCCCUCACAGAAACAAGAUAAUCUAAUCUAGAGAAAAGUCACAAAACUUGAAGGGGGUUGGUUUAAAAUAGCAAUUUUUUUGGAAUGCAUUUUGGGAGGGGAGCUGCUCUCUCUCUUUGUGCCUAAGUGAUCCAGAAUCACAUUCACAGCUUGGUAUUUUCUCUCUUUUUUUGUGGAUUUAAAACUGUCAACUUAAAAGGGUGUUUUUUUUUGCUGUGGUUUUUUUUUGUACAUGAUGUUUUAAAGAUUGAUCUUGGAUAUGGGCUGCAACACUAGGGAAGAUGCUCAUUAUCAAAGGCUUCAGUUUAUCAGGCCUCUUAAAAAUUAAUAUAUGGAGUGUCUUUUCUGUCUCCCUUGCCUCUAUAUUUUUAAUUUUGUUAUAUUCUGGUAACACCCAGCCAAGAAAUAUUCGACUUUUCCCCUUCCUCGCAGGAAAAGGUCGACCUGGACUUCAGGGUAUAUACCCAAAUAUACCUGGGGAAGGAAGGCGAGAAGAAUUACAUUUUAAAAGGGCCCACGGAGAUAAACGAAUGUGUCCUCAUCUCCAAAGGAAAGUUCGUCUGAUUUUUACUCAAGGGGUCUCGUCUUCAGGAUGUCAUUGAACACUUCCGCUGCUGGCAAAGGUGUGGAUCCAAACACGGUUGAUGCUUAUGACAGUGGUGAUGACUGGGAAAUUGGGGUUGGGAAUUUAAUAAUCGAUUUGGAUGCCGAUUUGGAGAAGGACAGACAGAAAUUGGAGAUGAAUAAUUCAUCGAGUUCCAAGGAUUGUGGGGGUCUUGCUUCCAGUGGGGUUAGCGCUACCUCCGCCUUAGCCGAUGGCCUAAAAUUUGCUUCCGUUCAGCCCCCCGCCCCGCAGGGGAAUUCUUCCCACAAAGAAACGAGCAAAUCAAAAGUGAAAAGGAGUAAAACUUCGAAGGAUGCUAGUAAAUCUCUGCCUUCUUCUGCCUUGUAUGGGAUUCCUGAAAUCGGCAGCGCUGGCAAGAGGCAGGAAGCCCAAGGGCGCUCAGGCGAGGCGGCUGGCAUGAAUUCAGCGCUGGGUCAAAGUGUGAGCGGCAACUCAAAUGGCAACAACAACAACACCAGCAACAGCAGCAGCAACAACAGCGCUAUUGCCUCCUGUGGGAAAAAUAAUAAAGAGGAGAAACCAGGUAAAGCCCAGGGCAGCAGAGGCUCCAAGCGGGAUAAGGAUGGAGGGAAAUCCAGGAAAGACAAGCAACUUGACCUGCAGCAGGGACAGGCCAACAACGGGAGCCAACCUCCCCCUGGGCACUUGUAUGGCUUUGGGACCAAGGGAGGUGGCGUUGGGGGCAACAGCCCUUUCAACUACUCCGCCUCUGCCGUGGGGGAUGUGAGCAAAGGCGCCCCGGAUUCAGGGUUAAUGGGGAACUCUCUCUUGGUAAAGAAAGAAGAGGAGGAGGAGGAGGAGGAGAGCCACAGGAGAAUCAAGAAGCUGAAAACAGAAAAGGUUGACCCCCUCUUUACAGUGCCUGCACCGCCCCCGCCUCCUAUCUCCAGUAGUCUUACACCUCAGAUUCUGCCUUCCUACUUUUCCCCGUCUUCAUCCAACAUUGCUGCUCCAGUUGAGCAACUUUUGGUACGGACUCGUUCAGUGGGUGUGAAUACUUGCGAUGUUGGAAUAGUAACGGAACCUGAAUGCCUUGGACCAUGUGAACCUGGGACCAGUGUGAAUUUGGAAGGGAUUGUAUGGCAUGAAACCGAGGAAGGUGUCCUAGUAGUAAAUGUUACGUGGCGGAAUAAAACAUACGUUGGAACACUGCUUGAUUGCACAAAACACGAUUGGGCUCCUCCUAGGUUUUGUGAAUCGCCAACAAGUGACCUGGAAAUGCGAGGAGGCCGGGGCCGGGGGAAGCGAGCGCGGUCCGCGGCGGCUGCAACUGCGCCAGGGGCGGAUGUUAGCUUCACAGAGUCCAGGGGACUGCAGGGCAAGAACAGAGGUGGUGCCAAUGGAAAAGGAAGGCGGGGCAGCCUUAAUUCGAGUGGCCGCAGGACACCCCCAAAUUGUGCCAUAGAGGAUGUCAAAGUCAGCCCCUUGUCCACCAAUAAAAGGAAAAAUAAGCCACCCAUGGAGCUGGAUUUGAACUCCAGUUCAGAGGACAAUAAAUCUGGGAAGCGUGUCCGUACCAAUUCUAGAAGCACUCCAACCACUCCCCAGGGCAAGCUAGAGACUGCUUUUUUGGACCAAGGCUGCUCUUCUCCGGUUUUGAUUGAUUGCCCCCACCCCAACUGCAACAAAAAAUACAAGCACAUAAAUGGUUUGAGGUACCACCAGGCUCAUGCACACUUGGACCCGGAAAACAAACUGGAAUUUGAGCCUGACAGCGAAGACAAAAUCUCCGACUGCGAGGAGGCGCUCAGCAACGUGGCACUGGACUGCAAUGAGCCAAGCACAAGUUUCUCUCAUUUUGAUCAGCUGAAAGCACCCGCCUCUCCCUGCCCCCUCAGCACCCCCGGGACGCCCAAGGGGAAAAGGGAGCAGGCGAGCAACGGCAAGAACUCUGGCAAAAAGAGGGGCUCGAACAGCGAACUCAACAGCCUGCCUGUCAUUUCCAACAUGACCGUGACGUUGGAGAACUGCUCGGUGGCAGACGGCAGUUUGGCGGCCGAGAUGCCCAAACUGGAGGCUGAAGGGCUAAUAGACAAGAAGAACGGGGGAGAGAAAGAAAAAGGCAAGAAAGGCACCAACUGCAAAGUGGAGAAGAACCCGUCGAAGCUGAAAACUGCCCGGCCCAUUGCCCCAGCUCCAGCUCCAACCCCACCUCAGUUAAUAGCUAUACCGACGGCAGCCUUUACAACCACCACUACCGGCACAAUGCCAGGAUUGCCCUCGCUGACGACGACUGUUGUGCAGGCGACACCAAAGAGCCCUCCGCUGAAACCUAUUCAACCAAAGCCCACCAUCAUGGGGGAGCCGAGCACUGUCAACCCGGCCCUCACGUUACUCAAGGACAAGAAGAAGAAGGAGAAGAGGAAACUGAAGGACAAAGAGAGCAAAGAGAGCGGGAGCCCCAAAAUGGAGCUGAAACUGGGGAAGUUGGAGGAUGCCAAGGGGCCCGGGAAAGAGGUCGCCGGGCAUUUUUUAAAGGAGCAUCUCAGCAAGAAUGAGGUGCUGGCGAACGGACUGUCGGAAUCCCAAGAGAGCAGGAUGGCAAGCAUUAAGGCUGAAGCGGAUAAGGUUUACACCUUCACAGACAAUGCCCCCAGCCCUUCGAUUGGCAGUGCCUCCAGGAUGGAAUGCACCACUUUGGUGAACGGGCAGUCUCCCAUCGCGCCGCUGCAUGUGCUGACGCAGAACGGGGCAGAGGGUGCCGCUGCUAAAACCAACAGCCCGGCUUACUCCGAUAUCUCAGACGCGGCCGACGACGGUGGUUCUGACAGCCGAUCGGAGGGGAUGAGGUCAAAGGCCAGCUCCCCUUCGGAUAUUGUUUCUAACAAGGACAGCGUUGUCAAAGGGCAUUCCUCCGCCCCAGUGCAGCCACCCCAAGUGAAAGAGCCCCAUUCCCCCUAUUACCAUGGUUAUGAUCCAUACUAUUCCCCAAGUUACAUGCACUCCGGGCAGGUCGGCGCCCCUGCAGCUGGGAACGGCAAUAACGCACCGGGGAUGAAGAUCAAAAAGGAAGCCGAGGAAGAGGCUGAGAAGAAAGACAAGGCCGAGCCGGCUGAGUGCAAGAAAAGCGAAGCCAGUCCCACUAAUAAUUUACAACCUCAGCACCAGUCGGUCAUAACUCAGAGGCAUCCUGCACUUGCCCAGUCACUUUACUACGGCCAGUAUGCCUAUGGGCUGUACAUGGACCAAAAGUCCUUGAUGGCUUCGAACCCAGCUUACAGGCAGCAGUACGAGAAAUAUUACGAGGACCAGAGACUGGCGGAGCAGAAAAUGGCGCAAACUGCUGGGAGAGAGUGUGAAAGGAAAAACGAACUCCCCCCAAAAGAUCUGGGCAAAGACGAUAAACUGAAAAACAUCCCCUCCGCUACUAUCUCCAAAGCGCCUCCGACUCCCGAGGCCAGUAAAAGCAACUCUAAAAUAGGGCCCUUGGUCCCUAAUAAAACGGAGGAGACAAGCAAACCGCAGCUUCUUCCCAAUCAUCAGCACCAGAUUCAGUCGGAUAGCUUCAAAGCAAAGCAAAUGGAAAAUCACCAGCUUAUAAAGGAGGCGGUGGAAAUGAAAUCGGUUAUGGAUUCGAUGAAACAGACUGGAGUAGAUCCCACUACAAGGUUUAAACAGGACCCAGACACCAGGACGUGGCACCAUUACGUAUAUCAGCCGAAAUAUCUUGAUCAGCAGAAAGCAGAGGAGCUGGAACGUGAAAAAAAGUUAAAAGAAGAUAGCCCCAGAAAAACACCUAACAAGGAAGCCUCCUUCUCCAGCAUUCCUGUCUCAUUAAACAGCAUUAAAGAGGAGCCUAAGGAGAUCAAGCGUCCCGAUUCCCAAUCACUGGAGGAGAACAAGAUAAAAAAUGAUGAUCGAAAGACUCCUGUGAAUUGGAAGGAAUCCCGGGGCGCUAGAGUGGCAGUUUCCUCUCCAAUGGCUCAGCACCAGUCGUACAUACAGUACUUGCACGCUUACCCUUACCCCCAGAUGUAUGAUCCAAAUCAUUCUGCAUACCGCGCUGUGUCUCCUGUUCUCAUGCACAGCUACCCAGGGGCCUAUCUCUCGCCGGGAUUUCAUUAUCCUGUUUACGGAAAGAUGUCCGGAAGAGAAGAGGUGGAAAAAGUCAAUACCAGCCCUACUAUUGGUGUAAAAUCUACCACGGAAUCGAAAGCGCUGGAUUUGCUGCAGCAACACGCCAACCAGUAUCGCAGCAAGUCUCCUGCUCCUGUAGAAAAAUCUACAUCUGAGCGUGAAAGGGAAGCAGAGAGGGAGCGAGAUCGACAUUCCCCCUUUAGUCAACGGCAUCUUCAUACCCAUCACCACACCCAUGUCGGAAUGGGCUACCCACUAAUUCCUGGUCAAUACGACCCGUUUCAAGGGCUGACCUCUGCUGCCCUUGUCGCUACUCAGCAGGUCGCUGCUCAAGCAUCUGCAUCUGGCAUGUUUCCUGCACAACGGAGAGAAUGAUGAUUUUGGAAAUGUGCAUCGUCAUGUGACUGGAUCACAUGGGAAAAAAGCGCUUUAUUACAGACAUCAGUUCCAUGGUGUUAAUUUGAAAUGCCUUAAUGGCAGGCAAAAACCAGUCAUUUCAUUUUUGUAAAUUGCAGAUUUUUAUCACAGAGUAACAAAUGUUGCUGUAUUUAGACUUCUGUUUUAUAUAUAUAUAUGCUUAUAUAAAUAUAAAUAUAUAUAUAAAUAUAAAUAUAUAUAUAUAAAUAUAUUCUUUACUUUUUGUAUCGGUAAAUCAGGCUCACACAGGGAGUCUGCUGCUAAGUUGUAAACCACAAAGUAAAUGAAAAGAAGUGUAUUGUCUUGUUUGGAAAACGUUAACCACAAAAGGUUGUUUGUUUCCUUUUUUCUCCCUUCCUUUGGCUUUUUUAAUUGUAAAUAACUAACGUUACGUAUCUGUGUGCCUGAUCCUUGCAUACCCUUCUAAUAUUGCCCACAACCCUCAAUAGAGGUUAACUGUGACGACGACGACACUUUGGUACAAUACAAUUUAGAUGUCUAUUUGGUGGCUCCUAUUAAGAUGCAUCAGUGUAAAAUGUUACUGUAUUAACUGUCUCAUUGUAAUUGUGUAUUGUGAAGAAUAUACAUUUGGAAGGCAUGGGGUUGCCAGUACCACAAAAACUGUGUUGUACAUAAUGUACAGAUUUUAAAUGGGGAAAUAAUGAGCAUCUGUGAAUAAUGAAAUGUCCUUUUUUAUAAUCUUGAAUGGCAAAUAACCCAAUAGCCUGCAUACCAGAAGACGUCUGUGAUUGUUCUAUUACUUGAAUAGUCCUGCAGUCUUUUUUUUAAUGUUUACAAUUAUCCCGUUUUAGAAGAGAGACUUUAAUGCCAUUGCCUGGUUACUUGUUUUAUGCUGUAAUCUAGUUUAUUUUAUGUAAAAUGUAUAUUGAAUGCUUUCAUUUUUAUACCUGCCUUAAAUAAUUUGGCAAUCAGAAUUAAAAAAAAUAAUGCUGUUUUUGUACCUUCUGGUGUCGCACAGUUGAUUUACAGAUCCUUGGGCUUAAGGGCUCCUUCUAAUGUUCACAUAUUGAAUUCUUGACUGAGAUUUGAGAAAGGGCAUUUCGAGUGCACUCUUUCUAGGAAAAGAGGUGCCAGAACUCACCAUGAAAGCCUCCCUUGUUCUCUUAUAAUGACAAUGGUGCCCAUCUGAAAGGUGCCGGGACUGAGUUCUGGCUGGGAAAAAGCCCUGGGUGAGGGAGGAGAGAUGGACCCCACUGGCCUGACUAUCACACUUGGCUCCUUGGGAGCAGUAAUUCUGCAGGGGAGCUAAGAGCUACUAGGAUUCUUUGAAACCUGGCACCACACUAAUAUCAGACUUGGGUAGUCUCUCCUCCCCACCCCCAGUUUUGAAACAGAUUAGUCCACCCAAAAAUAAGAUGGUGGUUUCUACAAAAAUAUGCAUCAGCUAUAUGUACCCUGAAAUGAUUGGGGGUGAUCCUCACUGUCCUGAAUUGGGUCACAUGGUUAAUAAAGCUUGUUGAGGCAGAUCAGGGCAUCCCCAAUCUUCCAUGUAGUUCUGUUGCCUUAUUUCCACAAAAAUAUAUCAAACACGUAGAAUCCUAGAAGGGAAAGGACCCCAAAAGUCGUCUAAUCCAAUGCCUCCAUCACAGAUGCCCAUGGCCAUAUCCCUCUAUUUUUACCUUCAUGGAUGGUACUCCAGGAAGGGGGGGCAGCAAGAAAAAACACUUUCCCACUUUUUUAUAACAGUAUAAUUCACCUGACGUGAUAGAUCCUGGAUCUACUUGCCUGAGCUUUGACAAAUUUCUUACUCAGGAACACCUCCAUGUCCCCAAUUUUCAAACGGAUUGCCCCUUCCCCUCCCCCAAAGGGGGGAAAAACUGGAGGGAAAGAGGUGUGAUUUCUGUUUUUCCACCCCAAAAUACCUUGCGAGGAGAACUGCUGCACCUAAUCGUCUGAACUUUUUCUGGUUUCUUCCCCUCAGAAGGUCUCUUGCCUGCAAUAUGUAUCUGGCAGAAGAUAAAAAGCAGAGACUUUAGAACAAACAUGCACAUUAAAAGUUCCUUGCAUGAAAACCUCUGAAUGGAUCUGCCUUGAAUUUGACAGGAGGGGGCUUCUGCCUCCAGAUGUGACUGGGGGGGAAGAGAUACAGCUAUUAUUAGUUUUCCCCAUUCUGGCAUUUUUUUACUUAAGCCUGUUCAAUACCUCUCCCAGAAGGACCAAUAGCGGCUGGGGAGGGAAUAUUUUGCUUUAAAAAUGGUAUGGGGAAAAGGUGAGUUAAAUAAUUCCACCACCGAUACCGUUCUGAUCCAAUCCCACCUGCUGCUUUUAAGUUUCCGAAACAAAGAGGAGGAGAUCCAAUCAUCGAUCUUCCAUAUCAUAUCUGGGGAACAGCAAUGAGAGUUUUCAUCUAUGAAACAACCACCAACUCUAUCUGGCCAGUCCCCACACACUCCCAGUAUAGCAGAACCUCAGUUUUUGAGUGUCUCGGAAGCCAAAGGUUUCGGAAGCCGAACGCCGAAAACCCGGACGUAAUUGCUUCCUUUUUCGAAUGCGCCUCGGAGGUCAAAUGGCUUCUGCUGCGUGUUUUUUAAUUUUCUCAAUGGAUUUUGCCAACCGCCCGUUGCUCCUUGAUUUUUGAACAUUUUGGAAGUCGAACGGUCUGCAGGAAUGGAUCAUGUUCGAAAACCGAAGUACAUAAUGGGUGGUGUGAAUUAAGAGGAGGCUCAGGAACCAAAGAACUUUGCCACUGGUUUUGCAUAUCCCAAGAGGACUUUGGGUGUUGAAUCUCUCAAGCAGCCUCUCCCCAUACAAAGUAGUUCUGCAUUGUCAAAACAAAGGGGACUUUCAAAAGGAAUUGCUAUGGUUUGCUGGCCCGUUGUUCAAGGAGGAGGCCUUUGCUUGUGUUCCAAACCUUGGUCAUGCCUAAAGCAUCAAGCCAGGUGUUUGCAAGUUGCUAUUCUAUUACACCUGGAAUGCUUUUAAAUUUCAACACAUAUCCCCAAAAGUUGCAUUGACACUUUUGAGAAGCAGCUUUUUAUUGCUGGGCAAUGAACCAUUUGACGCAGAACCGGUACAGGCAGUUUUCUUUCAGUGGAUUCCUAUGAACUUCUUUCAGCGACACUCCAAAGGCCCUUUGAAUUUCUAUAGCAUUCUCCCUUAAUUAUAUGAUUGCUGUUCUUUGAGCUUUUGGUUAGUAAGAGUAGAGCUUAUUUAUUACGUGGAAUAUAAUGCUGCAGAAUUUGUUCGUGAAAAGAUAAUGGAGCAGCAAUUUCAGCUGAAAUGUAUCUAUGAAGAAAGCAAAGUGAAUAAGGAUACCAGAAAAAGACUUGAGGGAGGGGGAACAUGGCCUUGUGGAGCAGUCAGUUAUUUCCUUUCUUUGGGGUUGCAUCAGUGGCGUGUGAAUGUAUUGCCCCAAGAAAAGCAACUGCAAGGAGGCCAUUUUGGACCAAAACCCUAGAGUUGAAGGAGGUUAACCAUUUAUUCCAUGCUUAUUCCCCAAUGCACAUCAUCCCUUCCCCCCUUCCCCAGAGUUGCUGUUAGCCAUGGAAGGAAAAAGGCAAGGCACCCAUUGUGCCUAUUUGUUUUGUUUUCUCCUUUUAAUUGCAGCCUGGGGGCAGGAGGGGGAAAUUUGUACUGGGACCACUGUGCAGGAAGAAGGUCUUCCUCCAUGAAAUUAGUUACCAGUGCUAAAGGUCCCCACCUCUUCACAGCUGUCGCUGUCUCCUCCUCUUUAGGGCUUUCCCCAAGCAAUCAGAGACUGCGCCGGCUUGCAGCCAAUCUCUCCUCUGCCUUUUUCAU